Messenger RNA from Fusarium keratoplasticum, 1035 nucleotides. RefSeq lists its product as uncharacterized. The transcript is spliced from 3 exons. NCBI's taxonomy places the organism in Eukaryota, Fungi, Ascomycota, Sordariomycetes, Hypocreales, Nectriaceae. The record is from RefSeq and is a predicted model, not a curated record. Gene Ontology annotation, molecular function: D-amino-acid oxidase activity; FAD binding. The coding region runs from base 1 to 1035 and encodes 344 amino acids.
AUGGUAAAGGUCACCAUCUUGGGCGCUGGAGUAACCGGCAUGAUGGCCGCGGCCAGUUUGCCCAGGAACUACAACGUGACCAUCGUGGCCGAGCAUCUCCCAGGUGACUACGACACCAAGGAGUGGGCUAGCCCUUUUGCAGGGGCCAUCUGGGUCGGUGUUCAUCAGUCGUCGCCGCGGGAGCAAAAGAUGCAACUCGAAGGCCUGAUGGGACUCCUCAGGUUGGCAGAGACCAACCCCGAGUCAAGCGUACGCCAGAUUGAGAUGACAGAGAUCAUGGACCGUGGUACCAAAGAAGAUGUCUGGUAUGCUGGCAAAAUCCCCGAAUUCCGCUUCUUGAGCAAAGAGGAACUUCCCAAAGGCGCCAUCUACGGCAUGAAGUACAAGACGGUUGUCCUGACGCCGCAAAAGUUCCUCACGUGGCUAUACAAGAGACUCCAGGCUCGAGGCAUCAAGUUUAGACGCACUCGAGUCUACUCACUUGCCGAGCUCAAAGGCCUUGGCCAUGAUGUCCUUAUCAAUGCGUCUGGAAUCGGAGCAGAGGGCCUAAAGGAUGUCAUGGAGAAGAACCUGACUCCCUGGAGGCUUCAAUGCGUGGUUGCCAAGGCCCCGCCCACCUAUGACCGGCUCUUUAUCCGUCGGGGAGAUAGGGGAUACUAUUCGACCGCAUUUUCUCGGCUCGAUGGCACUGUCUAUGUUGGAGGUGUUCUUACUGAGAAUGACCGGGACCUUUCUAUAUCUGAGGAGCAACGAAAGAAGAUUUGCCAGAAUGCCCACAACAACCAGCCUGACGUCUUUCCAUCUCCAGACCCCAAAGACUGGCCCAUUCUCUACGAUCACGUGGGUGUCUACGCCACCAUGGACAGACGUAUCUGCGGCGUGCGCUGCGAGAAGGAGGUGGUUGAUGGGCAGAGAGUCAUUCACGCCUACGGACAGAAUGCAGGAGGCUACGUCUACAGCUUUGGCCUUGCUCGUGAAGUGGUGAACCUCACAGAGGAGUACCUUUACGAGCUUCCUGCGACAGGCAAGUUGUAA